Cyprinus carpio (common carp) is the source of this 7801-nucleotide messenger RNA. Its product is annotated as astrotactin-2-like. Gene Ontology annotation, biological process: neuron migration; neuron cell-cell adhesion. The transcript is spliced from 23 exons. Gene Ontology annotation, molecular function: protein binding. The record is from RefSeq and is a predicted model, not a curated record. NCBI's taxonomy places the organism in Eukaryota, Metazoa, Chordata, Actinopteri, Cypriniformes, Cyprinidae. Bases 73 to 3966 code for a protein of 1297 amino acids.
GCCGCCGCUUCUAUAAACCACCAGCGCUUUACAUGAGACGCUCAAUCCACGCGCAUCUGCACCGCGAGAGGAAUGACAUCGAGAGACGCACGGUUCCUCCUCCUGCUGCUGCUGGGGCUCCUUGCGAGCGGGACCCGGGCCGGAGGAAAUCUGGACGAGGACCGGGACAGCAGAGGCGACGCGGAGAGCCCAUGUGAGGUGAAGACCGUGACCGUGUCCACUCUGCCCGUGCUCCGGGAGAAUGAGUUCAGCUUCACCGGCGCGGGAUCCGGGAGUCUCGCCGGAGGGGAGUCCAGACUCCUGCUGUUCGUCAGGACUGACCUGCCGGGUCGCAUCUCGGUUCUGGAUGAUCUGGACAACACGGCGCUGCCCUACUUCACCUUAGAGAUGUCGGGGACAGGGCUGGACAUCUCGCAGGUGCACUGGAAGCAGCAGUGGCUGGAGAACGGGACGCUGUAUUUCCACGUGUCUAUGAGCAGCUCUGAGCAGCAGUUACAGGUCACGCAGCCCACCGUCCGGGAACCGCCACGCGUCCUGCACGAACACAUGCACCUGCUGCACAUCUCCAUCAUGGGUGGUCUGAUUGCUCUUCUGUUACUUAUCCUACUCUUCACGCUGGUACUCUACACCCGUCAGCGCUGGUGCAGGCGUCGUCGUGCCCCUCAGAAGAGUGCCAGCACUGAGGCCACGCAUGAGAUUCACUACAUCCCCUCUGUUCUUUUGGGCCCUCCGCAGAGCAGGGAAAGCUUCCGUGGGCCCAGACCCCUCCAGCACAGCUCUGUCAUUGGUAUGCCCAUCCGUGAGACACCCAUCCUCGACGACUGCGACUGUGAAGAGGACGAGCAGCCCGGACAUCUACUAGAUGGGAAAGCACGUCUAGAAGAUGACUUGAGCAGCCAGGGCACCCAAAGUGUGGACAGUCUGUGGAAAGGCAUGGGAGAGGCCAACCAUAAACACUGUCUGGAUAACAGAGUGCUCGACCCUGAUCAGGAGAGCGUAGAGGCCCUGAUGCAGAGGUUUAAAGAGAGUUUCCGGACCAACACCACGAUGGAGAUCACACACUUCCAGAACGUUACACACAGCUCCUCUACUGGCCGCAAGAGAGGACAAACUCACAACAGAGCUGGAGGCGUGUUGGGCCGUCAGGGAGAUUCUGGAUCUGAAAUGGAUGAUGACACUCAACUCAAGUUCUACACGGAGCACAGGGGCCGGCGCCGCAGCAAAGGAUGCCCUCAGAGUCCCAUGAGCAAGGUCACGUUAACACUGAUCACUGUCUGCACGUGUGUCGUGGCGGUCGUGUACGGCACACAAACGUCCUGUCCUCUCACCGUCAAGGUCACGCUCCAUGUUCCUGAACACUUCAUCGCUGAUGGAAGCAGUUUUGUGGUGAGCAUGGGCAGUUUUCUUGAUGUCUCCAACUGGUUAAAUCCAGCCAAACUAACCCUGUACUACCAGACCAACACCUCCACCCAGUGGGUGAGAGACUACUGCGGCCAGAGAACGACUGACCCCUGCGAACAGCUCUGUGACCAGGACACUGGGGAAUGCAGCUGUCUGGAAGGUUAUGCCCCUGACCCCGAGCAUAAACAUCUCUGCAUCCGCACAGAUUGGGGCCGCAAUGAAGGUCCGUGGCCUUACUCAAACCUGGAAAGAGGUUACGACCUUGUCACAGGGGAGCAGGCUCCAGAGAAGAUUUUCAGGUCAUCCUACAGUCUGGGUCAAGGCCUUUGGCUGCCAGUCAGCAAGAGCUUUGUGGUUCCUCCAGUGGAGCUGUCAAUCAACCCUAUAGCCAGCUGUAAGACGGACGUGUUGGUUACAGAGGACCCUGGAGAAGUGCGGGAAGAGGCCAUCAUGUCCACAUAUUUUGAGACGGUGGACGAUCUGCUUGCGUCGUUUGGUCCAGUGAGGGAUUGCUCUAAAGAUAAUGGCGGAUGCCGGAAAAACUUUAAAUGUGUUUCAGACAGAAGGAUGGACUCGACCGGCUGCAUGUGCCCAGAAGGACUGAGGCCCAUGAAGGACGGUUCGGGCUGCUAUGACUACUCUCUGGGAACGGACUGUACGGACGGCUUCAAUGGAGGCUGUGAGCAGCUGUGUCUUCAACAGCUGGUUCCUCUUCCUGAUGACCCGACGUCCAGCAAUGUGCUCAUGUUCUGCGGGUGUGUGCAGGAAUACAAGCUUGCCGCUGACGGCCGCUCCUGUCUUCUCCUGGCUGAUCACUGUGAAGGGCCAAAGUGCUCGAAACAAGACUCGCGCUUCAACGACACGCUCUUCAGUGAGAUGCUCCGCGGGUACAAUAACAAAACUCAACAGGUGAUCCAGGGACAAGUUUUUCAGAUGACCUUCAGGGAUAAUAACUUCAUCAAGGAUUUUCCGCAGCUGGCCGACGGGUUAAUGGUGAUUCCUCUUCCGGUGGAGGAGCAGUGCCGAGGAGUUCUGUCAGAGCCUCUGCCCAACCUGCAGCUGCUCUCAGGAGAUUCUCAGUUCAGUGAAGCCACAGGAUACCCCAUGAUGCAACAGUGGAGAGUGCGGAGUAACCUGUAUAGAGUGAAGCUUAGUGCCAUCACCCUGUCAACAGUUUUCUCAAAGGUGCUGAAAUCCCUGAUGGCAGACAGCACACGGGAUGAGUUGCUUGCGUUUAUUCAGCAGUAUGGCAGCCAUUACAUCUCUGAGGCGCUGUAUGGUUCUGAGCUCACCUGCAACAUCUACUUCCCCAGCAAGAAGUCCCAGCAACAACUCUGGCUCCAGUACCAGAAAGAAGUCACAGACCAAGGUGGCCGGCGGGACUUGAAAGCAGUGCCGUUCAUCAGCUACCUGUCGGGCCUGCUGAAGACGCAGCUGCUGUCUGAUGAUCUGGUGGCCGGUGUGGAGAUCCGGUGCCAGGAGAAGGGCACCUGCCCGGCUGCCUGUCACCUGUGCCGACAAGCAGGCCGUGAUACGCCCAGCCCGACGCCAGUCCUCCUGGAAGUCAGCCGCAUCGUGCCCCUGUACAGCCUGGUGCAGGAUAACGUUACUAAAGAGGCCUUCAAAAGUGCCACGAUGAGCUCAUACUGGUGUGCAGGGAAGGGUGAUGUCAUCGAGAACUGGUGCCGCUGUGACCUGACGGCACUUGGCAAAGACGGGCUUCCCAACUGUAGCCCCCUGCGGCGGCCCGUAUUGAGACUGGCUCCACACCUGGAACCCUCCAGUACGAUGGUGGCGCUGGAAUGGAUCGACGUGGAACCCCUGAUUGGCUACAAGGUUUCAGAUUACAUCAUUCAACACAAGCGAGUAGAGGACCCAUCGGAGGCAGAAAUCUACACAGGAGAGGUUCUGAGCCUCGUGGAUGAUCUUUUCUCGGGUCUGGGCUCAUCGUGUGUGGUAGCAGGACGCAGAAGUGGAGAACAUCCUCACAGUAUGAUCUACUCAAUCAUUUUCAAAUGCCUGGAGCCGGACAGCCUUUAUAAGUUCACUCUGUAUGCCGUGGACAGCCGUGGUAGUCGGUCGGAUGCGAGUUUUGUGACUGUCCGCACGUCAUGUCCGAUGGUGGAAGACAGCAAAGCAGAAGAGAUCGCAGACAAAGUGUACAACCUCUAUAAUGGCUACACCAGUGGAAAGGAGCAACAGACGGCCUACAACACCCUGAUGGAGGUCUCCCCCCCGCUGCUGUAUCGUGUACAGCAUCACUACAAUUCUCACUAUGAGAAGUUUGGAGAUUUUGUUUGGAGAAGUGAGGAUGAGCUUGGCCCCAGGAAGGCCCAUCUGAUCCUGAGACGAAUGGAUCGGAUCAGUCUGUUCUGCCGCUCACUGCUCCGCAGUGGCUUCAUCCAAAGCCGAACAGAGAGUGUGCCGUACAUGCUGUGUCGUAGUGAUGACACCAGACCAGGCGGCACUUUAUGGCACAGUUCACUUCAUGAAACCCGGCUAGCCUGCCUGGAGAAAGUCGUAACAGUGCAACGCAACAUAUAUGGAAAGUCAAAAUUACGAUGAGACAGGAGAUGUUUGGACUCGACCUUCUCUCUUUAUGGUCUUCAGCUUGGCUGUUCUUUUUCUAAAUCCAACUGACUUUGAGACUGUGAGAGGAGGUUUUAUUGUUUCUCUUCUUCUUCUUUUUUUCUUUAUUCUUUUUUUUUUCCAAAAGUAGAGAGCCUCGGAUUAGAAAGAUUGAUUAUUAUUAUUAUUAUUAUUAAUAAUUUGUUUUUUAUUUAUUUAUUUAUUUAUUUAUUUAUUUUUACUUGUUUCUCUUGUAAGGACAUCAGUUUUGGUCGAAAGACUGAACUACUGAAGGACUGUUUUCGAAUGUAAGAAUUUAACUGCAUGGUGCUGCAGAACUUCAAACCAGGUUCCCUGAUACUCAUUUUGCAAACAUAUCUCUUGGAAUACCUAGCCAAGCAAGACAAGGACAUGAUCUCUCAGUGGUUUUCUUCUUUUCUAUUCAACCCUUUUUGACAUCAAUUCUUUUAAUCUUAUAUACAUAGUUUUGCCACAAUUAAUUGAGAAAACUGAGAAUAUUGUCAGAGUCACAGUAAUUGCUUUUGAGAACAAGUGUAGUCCUGUCACAUAUAUAAUCUUUAGCCAAAAGAACGUUCCUCUACAGUGUCCAAAUGAAUUAGAUGGGUUUUGCUGGCCAAUGAGACUAAUAGAUUUCAUCAAAGUGAAUCAUCUAAUGUAUUUGGCAAAGAGUUGUGGUACAAAAGAGAGCAUUGUGCAGAACUAUUCUGUAAAUUAUUGUUUGGGAAUAAGGUGUUGUUGAAAAGGUUUUUGGAAUUGAACAAAUGGUAAGAACUAAGCCUCAACACAUUUUCAGUAAGUAAGUUGCUAUAUUCCAUGCUAUAUUCAUUGUGAUAGUUAAAUAUGCUAUUGUAAAUACAGUUGUAAAUGCAGUAUGUAAUAAGUGAAUUUGAUUUUUUUGUGUCUGUGGGGGUGGGGUGGGGGGUCUAUUAAAUAUGUAUAUAGAAUCUCAACACGUUUUCUCUGUUUUAUCUGACAAUAUGUGAAGAAUCAAUUAAAUUGAGGAAAAUCCUGUUAUACUACCUCAUCUCUAUGACAUGAAUCUCUAUAGAAUGCAGUUGUCUUCAUCACACACCUGAUGCAAAACUUAGGGUUCUGGGGCUUAGAGUUAUGGUCUGCAAAAUUGUCUGUUUGCUUCUUGAGCACUGAUGACGGAUUGCACUGCUUUGGGAUAGUUGUAUACGUGUUCCUUGAUUGCUCUGAAUGGCAAAACUGAUUCUCAACACCGUUGAGCCACGGCCAUUGAGGGAAAAGUCAAAUGCACAGGGCAUGCAAGACAACCAAAUAAUAAUAAUUUAUUGGAAUAACCUCAGCAUGAAAACAAAAAAUAUACACAACUUAACAUGCAAAACAUAAUGUCCUGUGUUAAUGCACAUGAUUUUAACAUCCGUGUGCUGAAUCUCAGUGAGACUACUACUACAAUAGUGAAAUUUCAACAGCAGCACCAUAUAUAAUAAUAAAUAUAUUUUGACUACUGUAAAUGGUGUACACAACCCCCCCAGGCUUGUUUAUUUUAAAAAUCCAAUAGUUAGUUCAUGUCUCCAUGUAUUUUGGUUUGUGUACUUAGGGAAAGCAAAAGAGUUGAAGAAAUUCUUUAACCAGGUGGACUCUACAUAGCAACCUCUUUCUUUGAUCGAAUCUCACAAGUUUGUGGCUAGGAGCUACACAUCCAUCAAAGAGUCCAAUGUGAGACUCUUUUAAAUCCAGUAACUAUUUGUGAGGAGGUGUUUGGUUGGAAAAUCACAGGAAUGAGGUAAGCAAUGUUGUAAUUUGUCAGAUUACUUGAGCAUGGUCCACCCAAACCUUUGUUGAGAACUCCAUUUGUUUCCUGGUUGCAGUUCAGUAUGCCCAAGUAUUAUGCCCUGUUCUAAAGCUAGUUUGAAGCAGUCUUUGUCCAUUAACUUCUGUUCCAGCAUCAGUGCAAAUGUGGAUUUGCAUCCUGCUUUUCUUUUCUUUUCUUUUCUUUCUAUUGAGUGAUCCACUUUGAACGUAUCCAAUAAUUAGUAAUACAUAGUGAUCAAUCUCCUGAUUUAAAGACCUUAAAGUUUCUCAAGAUUAAUAUAUAGAUACAAAUACCUAAAUUUUUAGUUCACAUUUAGUACACAUUCAUUCCAUUGAUCAGAGUUUGUGCUUCAACAGCCAUGCAAAGUCUCUGUGUUAAGAGAAUAAAUUUGCCUUGGGAUCCCCUACCAGGAACUCCAGACAACACAGGUCCCAGGGUUGCUGAGGCAGUUUAAACCCUCCACCAUGUUGAGGUGGUAAUCCGAGGAGGGGCUUGGAUAUUCAAGGAAAUAAUCUUAGGAUGUAUUCAAGGAGUGGAGGGUGUCCAGUUUGGAUUGUGAUCAUCUGUGACCUUCAGCACGUACUUUGAUGGUGCUUCUCAGCCGGAAUAGGUGGAUUGUCCUCUAUGGGUAUAGAAGAUAGGCAGAUCAGUGGUUAUAUCGAAACAUUGUGGUGAAGAGAUUUAGCAGCUGAUCUUUGUUCUGACGCUUACCUAUGGUCAGGAGCUUUGGAUAGUGACUGAAAGAAUGGGAUUUUGUGUACAAGGGACUGAACUAUGUGAUUGUUCGCAAGGUUAAUGGCUAACCCCUGAGAGACAGGCCACAAAGCCUGUCAUCUGGGAGAGGAUUGGAGUAGCUGCUCCUCUGCAUCAAAAGGAGCCAGCUGUGGUGUUUCGGUCAUCUGGUCAGGUUGUUUCUCGGAUGUCUUCCUGUGGAAGUGUUUCAGGCAUGUUCAACUGGGAAGAGACCCCGGGGCAGACCCAGCAGGUGCUGGAGGGAAUGUAUCUCCUGACUGGCUCUGUAUCUGAUGCCAUCAUCCUGUCUGAAAGAAGCUGUAAGACUAGGAUAUAAAUCUCUGUGUGCAAAUUUCACCUUGGAGUAACGACAGUCCUGCUCUGAGGAAGAUGAGAAUGGUAAGGAAAAAGUGUGGCACUCUCUCUUCCCCCAUGGCCUCAGGGAUAGUGCUGGUUCCCUAAGGCUUAAGCUUGUGCAGCUCCUUGCAGACCGCAGAAGUCAUUUGCAUCUGUUUUUUAUUUGGUCUACUAACCAAACUACUGAAUCCUUCAAACUUUUUUUGAUAGUCAUUGAUAUGGAAUCUUUGCCUCUCUACAAUCUUUUUGUGUUUAAAUUGUAACACUUUAGUUUAGGGACCAAUUCUCAAUAAUAACUAUUUUCUUAUUAGCAUGCAUAUUCCUACCAAAACAUUUUUUUUUUUUUUAAAUUUUAAAAAGGCUUAUUAAUGCCUUAUUCAGCAUGACCAUAUUCUGCAUCCCUCAAUCCCACUUAAUACCUACUGUAAACUUAACUACCUUACUAACUAUAAAUAAGCAGCUAAUUAUGAGUUUAUUGGGGCAAAAGUCAUAGUUUACAGUUAGUUUAUAGUGAGAACUGGUCCCUAAAAUUAAAUGUGUCCUUUUUAUUAUUUUCACAAAUAUAUUAAAGUCUUGUUGUGUGUGGACAACAGCAAAUUUGCAGGCGAUUGAACACUCAAUUUGAAGGGUCCACUAGGUCGUGUGCAUGUGCUCAAUGCAUCCAUCUGUGACUGUGGUCAGUGGAGUAAAAUCUGAAAAGCAUGCAUGCUUAAUUGUGUGCAAAAUGGAGCAGAACACAGAAAAUAAAGUAUACUAAGCCAAGUGUUUUUUUUUUUUUUUUCUUUGAAUAUCAUGCUACUUUUUCACAAUGAAAUGUUUCUGUCAAGCUUUGAGAUACAAAUCUAGUCAAUAAACACUGACAAUAAAUUAUUUCUGUUUUCACUUUUUUCUUAUUUUAAGUAUAGGAGUAUAGUUUGUUAACUGUGAUUUGAAAAAAAAAAA